AUGAUUCGUAGUAUACAUUGUCGAAAAGGACGGAACGAGUAUCAACUCUAUCUUCAACCAGAUUUGUAUACCGAAAAGUACACUCAGUGGUUUUACUUCCGAGUCAGCAAUAUGCGCCCUGGGACAAAAUACAGAUUCACGAUUGUCAAUAUGUAUAAAACUACCAGUCUCUUCUGCAGCGGAAUGCGACCGCUGAUGUACAGCGAAAAAUCAUUGAAGCUAUAUAAUCGUGGGUGGCAUCGAAUCGGUGAGGAUAUCCGAUAUUAUCGCACCCUGAGGUCUGAAGGUCGAAAAAUACCUACGGAUAAUGCUGGGGAUCCGGCUUCCAGGAAGCAGAAGGACGGGAGACCGGCUCUCGCAGCUGAUCGAGUGCAAUAUUCACUCACAUGGACCUUUCAGUUCCCGUUCACCGACGAUCUUGUUUAUUUUGCUGCUUGCUAUCCAUACACGUAUACCCAGUUAAAAGAAUACCUUCACUCAAUUGAUUCGGACCCGUCCAAAAGGCGUUAUUGUCACCAACGCGUCUUGUGUCAAACGCUGGCCGGUAAUGAUGUACCAUUCCUAACAAUUUCUGAACCAGGUAUGCUGUAUGGGAGUAGUUCACAGCGCACAACAGAUAUGGACAAAAAGGAACCAGACACAAGCAAGAAACGAUGUGUGGUGAUCACAGCCCGCGUGCAUCCAGGAGAGACACAAGGCAGUUGGAUGGUACAGGGUUUGAUUGACUUCCUUGUUAGUGAGAACCCGGAUGCUGAGCUCCUACGUUCCAACUUUGUCUUCAAGAUAAUUCCAAUGUUAAAUCCUGAUGGAGUGAUUGUCGGGAACUACCGUUGUUCUCUGUCUGGAUGUGACCUGAACCGCAAGUAUCACUCCGAUUUGAAGCGGUUUUUUCCAACAGUAUGGCACGCCAAAGAAAUGGUGAUGAACACAAUGCAAGACUAUGCCGUUUUGGUCUACUGCGAUUUUCACGGACACAGUCGAAAGCAACAAAUGUUUAUUUAUGGGUGUCGGAGUUUGAAUCCGGAAACGCGCUUUCAUGACCGGGUUUUUCCGGCAAUGCUGAGCAAAAAUGCACCAAAUCUGUUUGAUUACAGUAAGUGUAGAUUUACUGUACAAAAAGAGAAAGAGGGCACUGGAAGAGUUGUGAUGUGGAGGACAGGGAUUUUAAACAGCUAUACGCUAGAGGCAACGUUUUGUGGCAAAACUGGAGAAGUGAAAGAGGACAACUAUCACUUUAACACGCGGGACUUCGAGGAGAUGGGCCGUCAGUUUUGUGAUACAUUGUUGGACUAUUGUGAUCCAGAUCAAAAGAAGUGCAACUAUAUACUGACAGAGUUGAAAAGCGAUGCACUGGCAAAAAGACUGGCUCGUUAUUCCGGUGAACUCGGAGAGGUCAAUGAGUCAGAUUUGGGAUGCUCCACUGAUGAUAGUAGCGAUACAGGAUCCGACAGUUCCAACUGUGAUGAUGUGCCCGCCUAUUAUGCCUAUGUUCUGCAAAAUUCACCGAAGAGACCAGCCCGCCGAAAACCACGCAAGAAACGGAAAGAAGCCCCCCAGAACGCAAAACGGAUAACUCAUUGUCCAGUGUGUCAGAAGAACGCGCCCGGAAUCUCACAGAUUUUUAGCUCAAACUCAGAGCUCUGCAGAAAAGAAAUGCGUACGCAAAGGCCGAGAAUGCAGCGACCAGUGAGGGAAAAGUCAUUCGUCCACAUUCAGCAUCACGCUUUUGGCUACUUGUCGGAUAGCGCGUUGGCUUCAUCCACACGCACAGAGGAUUUGAGAUUUAUGGAACAAACCGGCAAGGUUCAUAAAACUCUGUACCUUGAAGUGCCGUCACCCUAUAUAAAUCAUGAAUUCCGUGACAGGACUGCAUCAAACGUGGUCAGUAGUGAUGAACAAACAAGCGCUUCGAAUAUCAAAAUGAAGUUCCCCAAGUUGGCACUGAGCAGAGGUUCCCUCAGAUCUAUUACUGUCAGUCAGUCUCGCGAUCUCAACCUCCCUCGGAUUGACUUGCUUAAACAAGCCUUCAGUAGGGCUGGACGACGGUCUUCGUCAGCACCGAAUGAACCUUUUCACAAUGACCAGCGCAUUGGGCUAUCACCUAAUGGGGCAGUGAACGAUCGGCAACGACAGGGUGUUUGCACCGACAUUUCAAGAAGCAACCCCGCAGAGGCUGCUGGCAAACGCUCUGGCGAUCAAAUAGAAUCACCGGACUCAUUUCUUACCACAAUGACUCAUCCUUCAACAGACGAUAGCGAAACUUCCAGCAAAAAUAUUGGAACCAAACAAUUCACACACGGCGUCAAGGGUUGCCUGGGUUCUCGAACACGGAUUUCGCUAACAGAUCCAAAGCUGUCUGCCAGAUACAGUAAUCCUUCGGCCUCCAUCGGAGCACCAGAUCAGUAUCACGAAAGCAUUAGGAACUCGGCAAUAAAAAACAUAAAAGUUGGCAAACUCGCACCUCUUUGGUCCAACUCACACUCCACACAAGAGCGUCACAAGCCGAAGCUGCAGUUGAUUGGCCGUUCCAUCACAGUCAGCCCCAUGCAGACCACUCCUGGUCCAUACAAGAUGCAUCGUAGUAGCAGGCACUGUCCGAACCGAAAUCGCGGUGAAUUUCCUCCCGUGCGAGCGACCGAUGGUUACUACUGGUCAAGAGCAGAUUUAUAAACAACACAAGGAACGCGUAUUAACCUUACCUCAACAUAAAAGACGCAACUUUCAUCACUGAUUUCCUAAGGGACGCCGUCGAACUACUGCCUACAAUCCUGUAAAGUAUUCAAUGUGAUUAGAAUUUCCAAUAGUCGAGCAUUUUAGUUUUGUAUGUCGAUUCGUCUUUUAAUUUGCAAGUCAG
This is a messenger RNA of Opisthorchis viverrini, 2854 nucleotides long. RefSeq lists its product as hypothetical. The coding region runs from base 1 to 2670 and encodes 889 amino acids. Gene Ontology annotation, biological process: proteolysis. The record is from RefSeq and is a predicted model, not a curated record. Gene Ontology annotation, molecular function: metallocarboxypeptidase activity; zinc ion binding. NCBI's taxonomy places the organism in Eukaryota, Metazoa, Platyhelminthes, Trematoda, Opisthorchiida, Opisthorchiidae. The transcript has 18 exons.